AUGGGUGAGAAGGAAAAAGAGCUUUGCCCACGUCUCAUCGACUACUUCGUCGUCGUCGGACGCCGAAACCGCGCGAGGUAAAUUAUGCUUCUUUGGCCUCCGCCGUCCGUCAGUCCACUUCAAGAAAGCUCCAUUUCAAAAAAAGACGGAGAAUUGAACGACAUUCCUUGUUUUCAAGACACCGAGUAGAAAAAUUAGAGAGUGAAGUCGGCCAGGAAAAUACUAAAAAAGUUCCGAGGAGGAAAGCAAUUGAAGCUAAUUCAUUUUCCCACCAUUUUGAAUGCACGAGUUUUCUACCGAGCUUCAGUUCUUCACAAAGCUUGUAACUGCAAAAAUAUCUGUCAAGAAAAAUAACCACAAAAAUCAUUCUUUAUCUAAAUGGAUGCGGAAUAUUGAAAGUUUUCAAAAAAUGAUUGGUUCAAAACUAUGCUAUAUAUAACUAUGAUAUCGAUCUUUAGUUGUGACUAACCUUGAAACGUUUUCUCAAGCUGUGUGAUAGCCACAGGCAGAAGUAGUUUCAGGUCGGACGCAUCGUAAAAAUGACUUCUGUCUACUAAAUAUUCCACCAAUUCGAAGAAAACUUUAAGAAAUUAAAUUUCAAAUUUGUAAGAGGCUCAAAAAAAGGGAGAAACAAGCGAAAAAAAAAAUUCAUUUUCUCACCAUUUCCAUUCUCGAAUUUCCAACCGAGUUCUAAUUUAUUACUAGCCAUGUGGGGUCGCUAGAAUAUGCAAAUUACGGAAAAUUUUCAGAGGAUCAAGUCAAGCGAGCUCCUCCGACGCCACGCAUACAAUCACAUAUCCGGAAAUCUUGAGAAGGUUUCAAUUAAAGAGGAAGAACUUUUUUAUUGGGACUUUUUGAAGAUAUCCAACCGAUGACCACAAGGAUUUUAUCUUGCCGACGGAUGUGACUGUAUUUUGCCAGCCUGAAGGAUGCAAUACUUUGAGUAAGAGAAUCCUUCGCAAAUUCAUUAAGUUUAUUUUUGAAAAUCAGCUGGAUAAGCCCAAUAAAAUCAAUGUCAACAAAAUCCUCCAUUCACGGCUAGCUAGUUUCAGACCAAAUUUUCCAGGUUCCCGGUCCAGAAAAGGGCUGCGAAAGGAUCCGCAGUUCUUCGUCUUCAUGCUGACCGAGAAGGACUCGGCCAAAAUUCGAUACGGAAUCUGCCUCAACUUCUACCAGUCCUUUGAGCGAAAACUCGCCCUUCUGCCUGGUUUGGAAGAAAAUGCGCCGCACCCGCAUAAGAAGUGAGUUGUUUUCUGCUUCCGCCACUAUUCGGCAUGGGAGAAUACGUCAGAUAUUUUUGGUGCUGACAAGAGGGGAAAAAUUCUUUUUGAAAAUAGCUAGUAGUGGUGAGAAUAGUUGUUUAUCGGUAUCUCAAAAAAGAAGAAGCAGUAAUGUGAUAUAAAAGAGUAAAAUCGAAAUAUUGAAUUUUCAACUGUGGAUAAAGCGAAAAAUAAAAUCUUUUGACCCAGAAACCUCUGAUAAAAAUGAUUACUUCUAGCCACAAAGACUACGCGAUGUCGCUGACGUCACUGUGCUUCAUCUCUCACCAUCCGUUCGUUUCCAUUUUCCACCAGCUUCUGCUGCUCCUCAAGCGUCUGAUUGACAGCUGCAAUUACCGAGCAGCGCAGGCGACCGGCCACAGGUUUUGUUCGAAAAUCACCUAGUGCAGAAAAAUAGCGAACUCUAAUGAUAGGGAUGUCGUCUGGUCGGUCCUCACUGGCCAUUGGUCUGAAGCGAUCCCGCCGGAGGUGAUGAAGGAGAUGAAAGAAAUUGAGACCUGGAUCCUGAUGUUGCUCAGCUCACCUGUUCCGGUGCCGGGGAAAACGAAAGUUCAGCUGGAGGUAUACAAUUUGUUGACUAGAAAAUUCUCAAAAUGGAUCAAAACGAUCCUUGAACAAAGGUUCUUAAGCUUCCUAAUAAACAUCAAAAAUGGUCUCAUUUUAUCAAGCCUUUAAAUUUUGAGUUUAGAAAUGGUGAGAAAUAAAAGAGGAAAUUUCGAAAAAAAAAAACAGGAACCUUGAAGUUUAACUGAAAUUGCAGGUGAUGCCCUUGGAAAUCGCGCCGAUUUUCGAGUUUGCCCUACCGGACCACACGCGGUUUUCGCUCAUUGACUUCCCUUUGCACAUUCCUUUCGAGUUAUUGGGUAUCGACAUUGCUUUGCGGGUUUUGACCGCGGUCAUGCUGGAAUUCAAGGUACAGCUUACUCGAAUUAAUUUUUACAUUUUGAGGCUUAAGAAAUUCUGUCUUUGAUUAUUCGAAUUAAGCGUCAGCUGAAAACUUCAGUUUAGUAAAGUUUAUUCUUUGAAAAAAGUGCAAAACAUAAGUUUAGAAAUCGGCUGGGGACUGAAAGAUUUAUGUGAAAUUGACGUCGACUUGCGUGACAAAAUAACUUCAAACGCGUUAUCAAAGCCUCCACGUUUUAGAGAAUCUGGUCUUGAAAAUUUUCAAAUGUUGAAGGCGCAUGUACGAGUUCUGAAAAACAAUGCCACGACUCGAAUUCACUAAAAAGUUUACCAUUGUGACAACAUUUUAUAAGGUUUUACGAGAAAUACGCGAGAUAGUGCGUAAAAAAAUUGAGGUCUUUGUGAUACUUCUGGUGGUUAGUGACAAAUGCACUUGACAUUUGAAGACUCAUUUAAUCGCACUUUAAAAAAAAGCUUUAAUUUCAGGUUGUGAUACAAUCCCGGAACUACAAUGCAGUCAGUAUGUGCGUCCUUUCUUUUGUGGCAAUGCUCUACCCUCUGGAAUACAUGUUCCCAGUUAUUCCACUUCUACCAGCCUACAUGCCGUCGGCCGAGCAACUUCUCUUGGCUCCAACUCCAUUCCUGAUCGGCGUUCCGGCUUCUUUCUUCCAACAAAGAAGAAUCCACGAGGUGCCUUCCGACGUCAUCCUCGUCGACCUUGACACCAACCACGUCAAUGUUCCUGAUGAGCUGUACAUUCCUGAUAUGCCGGAGCCUGACGUCACUGAGCUGAAGGUUUGUUUUCCAACUAAAAUUAGGAAAAAUAUUUUUCAAUUUCAGACUAAUUUACGCGCGGCUCUUAACAGGAUGUCGGUGAAUUUGAACGAAACACGACGAGGAAGUGUCGAAGCGUCGUAUGCAAUUGACAUCGACUCAGUUGACGUCGCCUGUCGUGUAUCCAUGGUUUGCUUUUAGAAAACUGUGUGGUCGCUUUUGGAAUGAAAGAAUAAAAAAAAAGAAAACAGCUUUACAAAACGUCUUACCUUUUCGGAUCAGUCUCAUAAAUUAAUAGAUUCCAGGUCAAGUUCUUCAACUCCCCGAACGUCUUCGGAGACUUCAGUGAGCACACCAGGACUUUGAGACUCUAUCCAAGACCAGUAGUCGCUCUUCAAACUGAAUCUUUCCUGAGAAGUCGACCUCAGUGCACUCAGUUCAUAACCGAGUUGUGCAGGUAAAAAUUGUAUUCUAUGAGCGAAAGAGUCGAUUUUUUUUCAGAACUCAAGCCGUGGAAUAUUUUGCCGAAUGUUGUCUGUGUCCCAAAAAUGAGACGUUUGUCCGGGUUCAAGCUGGAAUCGAGAGCGCAGAACAAGUUGGAGAUAAGAGCAAGUGGUUCUGCGAAUCUUUGAUGCCUGUUCAUUUUACGGUUGAACCAUUUCUUUGUUCUGAGAAUUUUUAAUAUUUUCAGGUUUAUCCAAACAACUCGAGCCUGGAAUCGUCUUAUCAAGAGUAUGGAAGAGACGGAAACGAUUCAGAAAGCGACGACGAAGACCAAAGAUCCAUUGAAAGCUCCAGCAGCGUUGAUGACUUGGUUUUUGACAAUCCAGAAGAGGCGCAGACUAGCACAGGUACAUCUUUUUUUGCGAUUUUCUUUCAACGCAUCAGACCAGCAGCGACUUGCGCGCCUACUGUGCAGAAAAACAUCUAUUACACUAUUCAUUUCUUUGAAAGUUAAUUGUUACUGAUCUUCACUAUUCAGGCCGGGAACAAGUCACGAAACCCCUCGCCGAAGUGAACGACGUCUAUAAGGAACCGUUGACCUUAGAACUGCCUCAAAGUACAAGCGCCGUUUCGAUAAGUAGCUCUUUCAGUAGUGGAAGGUAUAAUAAUCAUAAAAUCUUAUGAAAAUUCUCAAAAUUGGAGGUCAAGCCCAGCUUCUUCCGCUUCAGCUUCUGCCAUGGACAGCGAGGCGGAUUUUGCUCGUUUAGCUGAAAAUCUCGCCUUGAAAUCGAAUUCUCAAGGAGCUUUUUCUUUUGACCACGACGAUGAUGACUAUGAAUCUACGCCGGUUUCUCAAAGACGGAAAACAAUCCCAACCGGAAAUGACGUCAGUACUCCGACUUCAAAAACACCUCCGAAUAAAAGAGGCAUGAGGAUCAAGGUAGCCUAGCAACGACCUAAUUAGACAUAUGAUAAGAUGAAUUUUAGGGUUUAUCGUCCCUAACUGAUUCUGGUGAGAAAGUUCUGGGGCCGUCGUUCAUGAACGCAAUCAAUGGCUAUGCAGAGAAAAGUCAAGGCAUUUUCAGCCAGGUAAAUCGAUGUCUCAGGGCAAUAAUAUAAUUUUUCUCUUCAGGUACUUCACAAAACAGCGCCGAGAGCUCAAGCCUUGAAAGAACGGACGAUGCGACCUCUCGCUACAAAAAUCGAGCAAAGCCAGCAUUUGGUGAAGACUAAAACAACGCCAACUCCUACUAGUACUCAAGCGGCUAAUCAGCAGAGGUACAGUGAAAAAAAUUGAUUAAUUAUUUAAAAAAAUCAAGAAUCUUGGGAAUUUCCGGUAGUGUGACCUUUUAUCAUCCAAACUGGCUUCAGAUUUAUUUUCUUCAGAAAAUUCAUAGAAUUUACAUCCAUCAAAUCUCCUUAUUUCCAGCAAAAACCAACAAAUGGUGCGAGAAUUCUGCGACCAGGCGCUAGCUGGACAGUCGAUUGGGAUGUUCGCAGCUCCCAAACUGAGACGGUUUGGUUUUUUAUCGAAUUUGGAAACAGUAAACUUUUCUUCAGACUCAUGGAAGAUGAAAGCCUCCGAGAAUUGGUCUGCUCAAAACUGAACUUGGGAUUGGAGCACAAGUUAUCGGAAGACGAAUACGUCAAGGAAAUUGUGAGUAUACUAGUUUUUUUUUGAUUUCAAAUAACUGAUUUUCAGCCUCUGACGAGAGCCCAGUACAAAGCCUACGUGAAAAUGCUCAAAGCUUGUUUGGACGGAAUCGAGGUAUUUUUUGAAGGUCGUAAAGGUGAAAAUAAAGAACUUCAGGUCUCAUUCAACACUCCCGGAUGCUGCGGCCUUGCCAGUGUAUUUCAUGUUCUGGAAAUUGCGCAUACGCAUUAUUGGACGAAAGGAGAAGAUAAUGCAGCGACUCCAAAUAGCUCGGCGCCUAGUACAGUGAGUUGAAAAUCAUCUUCACAUGAACUUGCUGUUUCAAGGGGUUUCUUCACUUCCAUUCAACUUUUUCCAGAUUCCCACUCCGUCAACUUCUUCUCAUGACCUCGCGAAAGACGUUGCGUCCCGACCCAAACUUCCAGCCACUGCGAUCGACCUGAGGACCCCGACCAAGCCAGUGGGGUCUCAACCGGCUAAUGGAAAUGCUAUAAAACCGUCAGUUUUUUGAAAAAAACCCAAACUUUGAUAUCAACGGAGAGCGUUGCGGUCGCGAAGCGGCUGAAUAUUUUUUUUCCAAUUUUUUUUCAGGAAAGAUGAAUGUAAAAUUUUUUAGCGUACUUUAUACUAUUUCUGAUAAUUACUAAUUUCAAGCAGAAAAAAAUCAGGAAUAAAAAAUCUGAGUCAAAUCUCUUUGCAUAAAUUUUCAAACUGUUGAAGACCAUUGUUUAUUAUUGUCUCUACUGAACCGGGAAAAAGUUUUCAAGCUAUACAUUUUAAGCCAUUUUCACUGUGACCAGAAAAUGGAACAUGAUCCAAGAAUGUUUCAGAUCACCAGUACCUACCGGCCAAGGACCUCCAGUCGAAAACUUACCGCCUCGAGUGCCGCCGCCGCAUCCGAAUGGUCCUCCGCCAAUACCGCCGAGAGAUCCGAAUGUUCACCCACCUGCCACCAAAGUGGCUCCUCCAGUGCCUCCUCGUUUCCCGCCGCCAACUACUGAACCACCUUCGGAUCCUAAUAAACGACCGCCUCCUCUUCCUCCAAGACCUCCGCCACCUCGACAAGACUCUGUCCAAUCGGUCAUUUCUAUGCAAGAUAGUGGCAAAGCCAGCAGGAAGGAGAGUACCGAUACGAUCCGAGGACCGAAGGUUGGUUUUUUAAGUUGGAAAAUACUAUUCGGUUUUGAAAAAGCAAAAUUGAACAAAGAACUGAAAAGAAAAGAAAAGUCGUCAAAUGAGGUUUUUAGGACGCAAACAGCGAAUUCCCCAAUAAUUCAUUUUGAUUAAGGAGUCAAAUCUCUCUCUGAUUUUAUAUGAAAUCUAUUAGCGCUCUGAGCUCUAUCUCUUGAAACCUGAGAAAGAAAAAUUUUUGAGUGAAAAAAAUGAUUCUUCCAGUCUCCACCAACUUCACUUCCUGUCGGAAAGGCAGAACCUCAAAAAGUUCUCCCGACACCGGCUGAACCUGUCCGGCACUACAUCUAUCAGGACCUGAUUCGUGAGUUUCCGAUCAAAUUUUAUCAUUCUCACUAUAAAAACUUGCAGUAACGAGUUUGAACCCAAUCUGGCAAAAUCCACAGUUCUGGGAGAAUGCUUUUGUUGACGUGGUGGCUCAAGAAAGAGAUAUUGUCGGGAUGGAUCAAGAGCCGUCGGAAAUGAUUGACCGGUGAGUGAACAGUCCAUAUAUACUUGAAUUUAUGAAUGAUCAGAUUAUAAGGAAGAAAUUUUAGAUACGCCGCCUUGAAUGAUCUGGAAAAGAAGCGAUUGGAAAUGGAGGAAGAUCGGCUUCUUUCAACACUUCUGCACAAUAUGACGGGUUACAUGAUCAUGUGUGGGACUGGUCAGAAGGCGAUCCAACAGGUGGAUUUCUUAAUCAUCAUUGGUUUACUAAGAAAAACAUGAGCGAGAAAAGCCAUUUCUGACGUUUUUGAGGAUAAAUAUAAGGUAUUUUCUUCAGAAAAUUCGACGCCUUCUGGGAAAGGCACACAUUGGACUGAUCUGCUCGAAAGAGAUCAACAAACUUCUAGACGAACUUCCUCAAACUGUAAGUUUUAUUGUUCUUCUACGAAAUUCAUGAAUUAUUUGAAAUUUAGCAAGGCAACUCGAUUCCUCUAAGGCCGCUUGGAAGCCGGUUGGUGCAAAAACACUCGUUUACCGUUUUCCCAGGACCAAGUUCUGAAGGACCCAUUAUGUUUAUGGAGGUGAAUAAUUCAUUUGAAUUCCCAGAACAACUUGAAAUGAUAAUUUUAGGUCUGUGACGACGCCGUAGUUCUCCGAGCUGUGACAGGAGCUGUGACUGAGCGUUGGUGGUACGAAAGACUCGUCAACAUGACCUAUUCGCCCAAAACCAAAGUCUUGUGUCUAUGGCGCCGGCAUGAGGAUAAAGUCCACAUGCACAAGUUCCACACCAAGAAGGUUGGUUAUUUCGGAGUUCUGAGUUGUUCAAAAGACGUAAAAAAAAGUUAUUCAUGGUAGAAAAUUUGAAGGAAAUUCACAAGCGAAAUUAUUUCGAUACGUUUCACUUUGAGUUUUCAAAAACCUCCUUGAAACUGUAAAUGGACUUGUUUUCCUUAUCAUUAUCUUUUCAGUGCCGUGAGCUGUACCAGUGCAUGAAGUCGGCCAUGGAGAGAGCUGCUGCUCGUGGAAGAGUCUCAGUUGAAGGUCGUGCCCUUGGCGGCGAGUUCCCAGUACAUGACACUGAAUCCAAUCAAGGAGGCCUUCUACAGGUUAAUAUCAAUGAAACCUUGAAAAUAUCAAGAUCUUGGCUGUUGAAGUUUAUUUUUUGUACUAAUAGACUUGUUUUAACUCAAAAUUAGACUAUUUAAGCAGCAAUUGUGAAUUUGCUUUUGAAGAUUCCAUAAUUUUGUAUACAUUUUCGCAAGAAUCAAAGAACGAAUCCUGAACCUGACGUUUUCGACAGAAUAUUUCACGCCUGUCACUGUUUCUGUAGCUUGUAGAAACUAUAGUGAGCUGCUCCAAAUGCCCAAAAUUUCCAUCUAUUUUUUAAAAUCUCAAACAACUCUUGUCCUUAUUUGAAAGUUUACAGGUUCGAUGCGACGGAGUGGCAAUCAUUUUCGCCAACAGCCAGCAGUUCAUAGACCUCACCAACAUCAAGAAAUGCAAUACAUUCGGAGGCAACGUCUUCCUUCUCGAAGAAUUUGGUAUUUUAUUCCAUGCUAUCAUGCGAUGA
Caenorhabditis auriculariae is the source of this 8242-nucleotide messenger RNA. The record is from the annotation of a GenBank genome assembly. NCBI's taxonomy places the organism in Eukaryota, Metazoa, Nematoda, Chromadorea, Rhabditida, Rhabditidae.